This is a messenger RNA of Musa acuminata AAA Group (dessert banana), 780 nucleotides long. RefSeq lists its product as uncharacterized. Lineage: Eukaryota; Viridiplantae; Streptophyta; Magnoliopsida; Zingiberales; Musaceae. The record is from RefSeq and is a predicted model, not a curated record. The coding region runs from base 98 to 388 and encodes 96 amino acids. The transcript has 4 exons.
CCGUCUCUCGCUACGAAUCAUCUCCUGUCAUCGCAAACUAUAUUUUGGUUGUCGCCUGUGCUCUCGCUAAGAAACCCCAAACCCUCGGCGACGCGAAAUGGCUUGGAGAGGCUCGGUGUCCCGGUCGCUUCUCGCCGCCGCGCGAUCCUCACCACGACGGCCGACGCCGGCGCUUCCCCGCCUCCGCCCUCCGUCACCCACCGCGCCUCGCCUCCCUCGCCGCCGUACCUCCUCCGCUUCUGCUCGAUCGUUGGGAGAGCUCAGAUGCGUGCAGCUUCUUCUCCCAUUGCAGGCGGUGGCGGCCACUCCGCGACUCACCUCCCAUCUUUCCGUCAGCGCGAGAGCUUGCUGUGAGCUUUCUCAGGGGAGGAACGGGAAAGAUGGGUGAUUCAGGAGACGUUGACCUUUGGGUGGAUGCAGGAGGAUGGUGUUAUCGUUUCAAGACACUCAGGUACGUGAAGUAAUUAAGUGGCUUAUCACAGGCAUCAAAAGACUUGUGGCAGAUGUUACAGGGGAGCUUCUUCACCCGUUUAGUGACUGUAAGAGUACGGAUAAACUGUUGGUGGUUUUGUUUGAUGCAGUUUAAAUCUUCCAAGGCUAUUAAUUGAGGCACAAGUCUGACUAUCGGUUGAUGACUUAUCUAAUGAUUCUUAACUCUUGUUUUUUUUCGUUUUGAUUCUUAAUUCCAACCGUUCGUCUGAUUGGUCCAAAAGCUCAUUGUGUAUUGACAGAUGCGUGUCCUUUUGACCCGUGAAAGUCAAAACUCAGGCAAUUUAUUUA